ACGCGAUUGACCAACUAGCUUACGUGGAUGACUUGCUACUUUGAAGUUGUAAACAAAAUUUUAAGGUAAUUUUCACGAAAUUUUAAUUGUCACUUUAUCUUGGUAUUUUAACAGUUUUAGUUUAGGUUUGGUAGCAAUCAAUGGAUGUUCUACGCCCACCGCUUAUCAACAUAAACGGCAGAAUAUAUCGAAGAAAUAUAGUUAAAGAAGAACACUAUGAAGAAGAAGAAGAAGAUUUCUCGUACAUGGGACCAUCUGAGAGUAAAGCUCUGGAAGAGGAUGAAACCUGUGACAGCCACUCCAUUGAACAAACCGAUAAGGGAUACCGCUGUGCCAUUGAUGUCCCAAGUGUUCUUUACAAAUAUAUCAUUGGGAAAAAAGGAGAAACUCGAAGACGUCUUGAGUUUGACACCAAAGCCUCAAUCAGCAUCCCGAAACAAGGAAUAGAAGGACAAAUCGUUAUCACUGCUGCCCACAAAGCUGCAGUUUCCUCUGCAGUCACUCGAGUAGAAGUCCUUGUAGAGAGUUUCCGAAAGAAACAGCCCUUCACUCACUUCCUGUCUUUGCCUUUGAAUGACUCCAAAGUUCAAGAAGGAUUCCAGACAUUUAAAGAUGAGGUGUUGCAACAAUGUUCACAGGAUCAUGGAGUGGAGGAAAGCAUCUUUCAAAACCCUGCAAAGCUUCAUUUGACACUUGGCACUUUGGCUCUGUUAAAUGACACAGAAGUGAGAAAAGCAUGUGAACACCUCCAAGAAUGCCAGAGUUUUAUCAGGGACAUCACUGAAGGAAAGCCUCUGCCACUGGAAGUGACGGGUAUAGAGUACAUGAAUGAUGAUCCAGCCAUGGUGGACGUCUUAUAUGCCAAAGUCAGUGUUAAAGAUGGAUCUGACAGGUUGCAGAUGAUUGCAGAGCGGCUGGUGGAGCAUUUUGUCUCUGUGGGGCUGAUGGUCAGGGAGUGGGACAGAGUGAAGCUGCAUGGAACUGUCAUGAACACACUAUUCAGAAAGGACACCACAGUUGAGAAGAGGUGUGGAGGAGGAAAACCAGCCACAAGUGAAAGAGAGGCUUUUGAUGCCAGGAACAUAUUAAAGAAAUUUGGUAAUUACAGUUUUGGAGAGUUUGAGCUGAACACUGUCCAGCUGUCACAGAGGUACUCAACAGACCGUACCGGAUACUACUCAUCUGCUGGGAGCAUAAGCUUCUCUUGACCUUUAUCCCAGCUGAGGCGCAAUAUUCUGAGCUGGUGGUUCUCUCUGUUUAGCAUGCAGGAGCGUGAUCGCCAAGCGGGCAAAAGUUACACCAGUAAAGUCUGAGAGCUCUCUUUGUUCACUAUGCCAUCCUGUGCUGUCCAUUUUAGCAGUGGCUUGACUAGUUCACCUUCUCCUCUUCUGUUCUUCUGUCCACAGUCAUGGUAAUUUUUUCUCUUUUUUUGUUUGUUCAGCAGUGUAAAAUAAAACAUAUUUAUUCAAACCAACAAAGAGACCUAAUUAUGCACACUUACUUUCCAGACAGGAUGCUUGUUUCUGGUUCAAGAGUGCAUAUCUAGUGUAGCACCACUUCCAGGAAACUCAUUCAUGAAGGUUUUUUCACCUAGGCCUGAGUAAAUGGAGCUCAGGUGUACACAAAGGGAGAAGAGGAGCGACACAUGAUUUGUAAUUUAAUUAAAUGUUUGAGGACUGUGUAUUGUCUGUUUUGGCAGGAACAUGAUUAAAGAUGAGUUCUACAGAUGUCUGCACCAAUGUCGCAUGAGGCGUUGGGUUGUGCUUAUCUAAUGAGGCAGGAGAUGUUACUAUUUUAUUAAAAAUAUCUGUUAUGUACGGAAUUUCUGUUUACUUUAAUUAACAUCUCAUAUUUUACAUUAUUUAUUGGAAAAAAAAACCUGAUAACAUUCAUUACAAUUUUGUCUGACAUUUUGGAAUCUUUAUUGCAGAAAGUCUGUCUAAUUGGCAUGAUUUUCUUAUUUUUAUGUGAGACUACAUUCUUCUACAUUGUUGUUUGGCAUGAGCGAGCUACCAACCCUAAAUCAUUUUUCCAACUGUUUAAAUAAGAUUCCAGAAAGGAAUCUGGAAUGACUGGCAUUUUUCUGACUGUUUGGAGUGUAGAGUUUGACAGAGAAGCCACUUUCCCAAGCAUUGCUGCUCACUACAGGAUAGCUGACCUAAAGAAAGCAACUCUGUUUUUUCUUCAGUUGCAAUAAAGUCAAAUCUGGGUAUUUGAAAAGAUUUCCAGUCAUGUGAAAUACAGAGUGGUCUGUAAUCUAAAGGACCACAAAAACGUUUGUAAAAGUACAGUGAUCAACCAGCAAGCAUCAGCUGACUGCAGGCAUUGACAGCCCAUUGUAUUCUCCACCUGAGCAGAUAGCCCAGCUAAUUAACAAGCUAAUAGAAGCUUGGUAAGCUUGUGCUAUUUGAUGAAAAGCAGAAAGACAAAAAGAGAUAAUGCACAAAAAGCAUUUGAAAAAAAUAAAAUAAUUUAGUGUCUGGUAAUUCUUUUUGCUUUUGUUUAUGUAUGAAAAUCACAAUAACCAAAACAUUCAUUUUGAUGCAGUUAGCAACAGUUACAUAUUUUCUUUUGAUUGAAAUAAAAGCAGUUAAGUUGAGUACAGUUUUGUCUUAGAUUUUUGUGUUAAUCAUGAUGUUUUCACUGAAUGGUGUCAUACUGUAAGGAUCUUAAUCUACUAUCCUUGAGCAAAAGCUUCAAAGUUUUUCUAACUUCCUGCCUCACCUAGCUGUGCAGUAGUGCUAGCAUAAACUUGUACAUAGAUUUUUCUUACUUUCCCCUUUCAUAUUAGGGCUACAGUUAACUUUGCAUAUAUUUGAUUUUGAUUUUUUAAAUAUGUAUAUAAUUGUCAUAAUAUGGAGUCAGACAGCACUAAACUGUAAUUGAAGUAGUAGCCUACUCAUUGACCUUCAUCUUUGCUGAAGAUCAAUGAGUACUAAAUAUGAGUCAUUGAAUAUAUAUAUAUUUUUUCUGUUUUAUUAAGUAGUUGUACCCACCAGGCACCACAAAUGUGUUACUCCCUCUUAUUUUUACACUAGUGGUAGUUUCUGUAUACAACUCAUGUAGGGUAUUUGCAGUACUGUAAAUAAUUAAGGUGCUGUGAGUACAUUUCGUUUUACUAAUGUACAUUUUACAACGGGUGAUUAUUAAAUGGAGAAAUGGAAAAUUUGGGUUUUCAGAUAAUGUUGUAAUUUUAUUUCCUAGAUACUUCUUCUUUAUUAACUUAUUUAGUACACCAACAUUUUUUAGGCCUCCAAGUUCAUUUUCUCUCAUUACUGCAGAUAUUAUUUAGGUGGGAUUGUUACCAAAGUGAAUGACAGCAAUUUAGGGUUUUCAGGAAGUAUGGGCCAAAUAAUUGUUUUGCACCAAAUUAGGUCUUGUUUUCGUCCUUGUGAGGAUUGUAAGUGAAAACUACUGGUUCCUGUGCAUACAUUUAUACAAGUAUGCCCUCAGAUGUAAUGAGCACCUCCUUAACAUGUCAUUAUUCCUUUAUUUGUCACCAGUGCAGAUGGUCGUGCCAAGAAUAUUACAGUGCAGUAUGUUAAGCCUCAUGUCUGAUCUAUUACGACAGACACUCACUCAGCAGUGUUGACAACACAAGUCUUGCUGUUUCUGGAAAGCUCUGACUCAGUAAACUGUAACAUGUUCUUCACGCUUUUCAUGUUUUAAUACAUUCAGCACACUGAUCUGAACUAGUCAUUACAUAUAUAAUAUAUUUAAUCCUUCGGUGUGAUUUCUGUCAAACAUGAACAGUGACAUCACUUUAUCUGUGAGUUUUUGGAAUGUUUUGUCUCAUCUGCGAAUCUGUUAAAAUGACUAAAUCUUGUCAUCGGCAUCUGUGUGAUUGCGCUUGCUUGUGCAUCAGCCAAGAUGCGUAAUUUCUGUCCCUGACACGUCUCACCCUAAUUAGUCAGUUUUGUUCUUCCUGCAGUGUGAAGCUCCACUAAGACCUCCAAAAUCUGAGGACAAGCUUGAACAGCUUUCAAAAAGCUGUAUAAAUUAGAUCUGUGUACUGUGCUUGUUCCUUUUGAUCUACAUCCCUUUUUUCUGAAGUUUUAAUGAGGUGGAAGAUGUAUGUUUUAAUAAAAUAUUUGUGUGGGAAUAUGUGCAAAAGCUACUGUACAGACUCCUUUUGCUUUUUGAACUUUUCUAUUUUUUUCCCUCUCACAGUCACAAUGAUUUGAAAAAUGUAAGUAAAGCAAUUUAACAAAAUAGGAUUACUUAGACUAUUUACACUAUUCUGCUUAUUUUCAUAGCUAUGCUUUUAUAUCUGUUAUUUUGAGAGGAAACACUGUGUUCUGUUAUUAAGGCAUGUUUCACAUAGGGAGAUUAUUAGUGGCACACCGCCUCCAACCUUCAUUUCCUGUCUAAACAUUCAUCAGCUUCUGUGUAAAUAAAAGAAACUCUGAAUGUACUGAAAAAACUGUGCUACAUAAUUCCCAACCUGGCAAAAAUGAUUGCAAAUCUAAAAUUCAAAAACACAAAUGUUCAUAAACUUAGAUGUGAUCAGAAAGCUGAAGUUCACUUUGGUCUUGGUUAAAUCCUGAAAUAUCCCUUUCACUGAUUCAUUGCAACAGAAUCAAAGUUUUUCCAAUUUGGAUGCAACAAAAAUACAACAGUGCUGCAUUUUUAAUAGCUUCCUUUUUUUAGAUUUUAUUCUCUUGUCAUCUUUUUCUACCAUUUGAAAUUCACGCUAACCGCUGUGUCUGUAACCAGUGUUACAGCCUUGAUUGACAGUGAAGGCGAGAGGGGUGAGAGGGCAGGUGAUUCAUGCAGCAGCUUAUCAUUCAGAGUGCUGAAUCUGAAUUUGAUGCAGAGGCCUCCUGCAGCUGUCCGCAUGUGUUUUAUGCUGCAGUCAUGUUUACUGGAAAGUGUUCAGUAGCUUUGUUAUAAUUCAUUCUCCACAAUAAGAGUCAAAGACAAGGCAGAAAGCAAACUGGUCCCUAUCGUAGUUUGUUACUUCUGGAUUAAGUGUUUAUGCUUUGAAAUGUUCGCAGUUCUGAAGAUAAAUCAGCAUUUUGGAUCAGUUUUGGUUCAGAAUAAAGAAAUCUACAUUUUCUCCUGCAAACUCUCUGGUCAGACGCUGUCAUACACAUUUGAUUUCCUUUUACAUACUUUUUAUGUAUUUUAUCGUGAAAAUGUUUCACACAACACCUAAAAUCAUUCACCAUCAUUACAAUGGUGAUAACUGGUAUCAGGUGCUGAUGCAGAGAACAUCCCACUCAUCAGUUCUGAACUUGUUUCGGACUGCUGGGAGUGUUCUCCUCUAACGGGAAAGCUAUAAAAACACUUCAGUGCAGGAGUUACAGGGCUGUUACUGGAAAAGAAGUGGUGCCUCGUGAGUAUUGUCGUUUUUAUCCGUCAGUUGAAUUUUCUUUUUACUCUUUCUGGCAAUAUGCUUCAGUGGUGUCCUCAGCUCUGCAGUUCACCAUCAAAUAGAAACAAAAAUGUUGCUCCAGCAGGUAUUCCCAGAAGAUCAGCAGUUGUGUUUUUACUAAACCACAUGGCAAGGGGGCGAAACAAUCCAAAUAUGUUGUUGAUUGUUGUUGACGUAUUUGUAUAAUGGUAAUUAAGCUCAGGCUUGAAGCACAGUUUUGUUUCUUUGUAAUCCUAAAGUAAAAAGUGCUGUGGCUUUGUCACGCAUAAUGCAAAAGAACAUUUCCCAGAGGUGAUCAUGUUUAGCAGUUCAAGUGUAAGCGAGCUUCUGUUUACUCUGUGUUUAAUUGGGGAAACUGCUGCACUUUCUCCCACAUUUGCUGCUGUAAGCUGCCUGCAGUGCGAAAAACAGCCGCUUCAGUGCUCAACCAACAGUGGCAAACUGCUGUCACACUGCUCUCAACUAACUUUGCAGUCUUAAUAGCUGUGUGACCCAGUUUGAAUCCUAUUGAAUCGAAUCCAUAUGCAUUUCUAGCAGCUUCACUUACAGUUCUAAGUCACUUGAGAUUACUUAUUAAAUGCCUGCAGAUGUGGCUUAUUCACUCCCCUACAUUCGAAAUAACCUCUGAUGGGAUUUUGGAUUGGGGAUUUUCAUCUCAGGCUGGUCUGACUUUUUUCAUGCAGACUUUUUUGGUGUUUGGGUUCAGUUAUCAGAAUGCAACUUCCUCAAAUUGAGAGAGAAAUGAGCACUCAAACUUAGUAUGUCGUAAUUGAAUAUGCACCUUCAUCCUGCAUUCUGCAAAAGUAUUCAUACCCCUCCUACUUUCAUUUCAUGACAUUAUGAAACAACCUUUAAUGAAUUUCAGUUGAUAUACCCAUAAGGAAUCACAAUGAAAAACUGAGAUUACUUGCAGAUUAGUACAAAUCAAUAGCUUUAAAGUUCAAACGUUGAUGAUUUCUUUUGUG
Messenger RNA from Gambusia affinis (western mosquitofish), 6342 nucleotides. RefSeq names its product activating signal cointegrator 1 complex subunit 1 (gene ascc1). Lineage: Eukaryota; Metazoa; Chordata; Actinopteri; Cyprinodontiformes; Poeciliidae. The coding region runs from base 141 to 1208 and encodes 355 amino acids. Gene Ontology annotation, biological process: regulation of DNA-templated transcription; DNA alkylation repair. The transcript is spliced from 10 exons. Gene Ontology annotation, molecular function: RNA binding. Gene Ontology annotation, cellular component: nucleus. The record is from RefSeq and is a predicted model, not a curated record.